AUGACCAACAACUUCGAGAGGGUCCUUGGCAAAGGUGGAUUUGGAACAGUUUAUCAUGGCUACAUGGAACAUACUCAAGUAGCUAUAAAGAUGCUUUCACCAUCAUCUGUUUCUCUUCUUAUGAGAGUUCAUCAUAAAAACUUGACAAGCCUUGUCGGAUAUUGCAAUGAUGAAACCAACGUAGGGCUUGUCUACGAGUAUAUGGCCAAUGGAAACUUAUUAGAUCAUCUUUCAGGUUUGGCUGCAAUUGAACUUAAGUACAUAUCAAGUAUCUUGACUUGGGAAGAUAGACUUCGAAUAGCAACAGAUGCUGCACAAGGGUUGGAGUAUCUGCACUGUGGUUGUAAGCCACCGAUAAUGCACAGGGAUGUAAAAUCAACAAACAUCUUGCUGAAUGAAAAUUUCCAAGCUAAAAUAUCUGAUUUUGGCCUAUCCAGAAAACUCCUUACUCAUGAUGGAACUCAUGCAUCCAGCCUUCUUGCUGGCACUCCUGGCUACCUUGAUCCUGAGUUCUACCUAUCAAACAGGUUAAAUGAGAAAAGUGACGUUUAUAGCUUUGGGGUUGUGUUGUUGGAGAUUAUCACAUGUAGACCGGUUAUAACGAGGACACAUGAGAGAAUUCACAUUAGUCAAUGGGUUGGUUUCAUGCUAGCAAAUGGUGACAUUAACAGCAUUGUCGAUCCGAGGUUGGAGGGAAAUUUCAAUACCAACUCCGUCUGGAAAGCUGUGGAAAUAGCAAUGGCAUGUGUAUCCACAAAUGCAAUCAAAAGGCCUAGCAUGAGUCAGGUGGUGGUGGAUUUGAAGGAGUGUUUGGCAACAGAGUAUGCUCGAACAAAACAUAGCCGUGUAGGUCAAUUUGAAAAUCCCAAUGGGUUAAUGCCUGACAAUUCGAUCGCUAGGCUAACCCCCUCUGUCAGGUAGUACUAGUACUAGUACAUG
Molecule: messenger RNA, 939 nt
Organism: Prunus persica (peach)
Lineage: Eukaryota; Viridiplantae; Streptophyta; Magnoliopsida; Rosales; Rosaceae
Product: probable LRR receptor-like serine/threonine-protein kinase At1g51880
Exons: 5
Coding region: 1-921 (306 amino acids)
Biological process (GO): protein phosphorylation
Molecular function (GO): protein kinase activity; ATP binding
Source: RefSeq, a predicted model, not a curated record